AGCUUGUUGGGAGGUAGGAGAUUGAGAAACUGCUGUUACAACACAAACGGGAGUAGCUGGCAAUUAAAUCAAGUGCACCGAUACGUUUGUUGACGUCACGUAAUGUUUGUUUCUCCGCGGGUUUUGGUGGCUGACUACGUACCUGGAGCACUGCUGAGCUACAGGCUGAGAGAUGCCACCAAAGACGAGGGCCAGUAAAAGAACAGCAAAUACAGGCAAAGAUGAUGAUGAUGGUGAAGCGGUUGGCGGUAAGAAGAAAACUGCAGCUUCUGUUGAGUCUGGAAAAACUAAGGAGAGCUCAGAAUCUCCACAGUACUGUCGCUGGCUGAUGAAGUCUGAGCCUGAGAGCCGCUGUGAGAAUGGGAUUGACCUGAAGUUCGGGAUCGAGGAUCUGAAGGCUUUGCCUGAUCAGACCGGCUGCUGGGACGGCGUCCGCAAUUAUCAGGCGCGCAAUUUUAUGAGGCAGAUGAAAGACGGGCAGUUGGCUUUCUUUUACCACAGCAACUGCAAGGAACCGGGAAUAGCAGGAAUCAUGAAAAUUGUGAAGGAAGCUUAUGUGGACCACACUCAGUUUGACAAGAAAGAUGUCCAUUUUGAUGCAAACAGUAAACCAGACAACCCAAAAUGGAGCAUGGUAGACGUUCAGUAUCAAAGAAUGAUAAAGCGUUAUCUUCCUCUGUCUGAGCUGAAAAAGUACCACCUGCAGCAUCGAGCCAAAGGAGGGCCUCUGAAGGACAUGGCGCUUUUUACAAGAGCCAGGCUCUCUGUGCAACCCCUAAACACUGAGGAGUUUGAAUUUAUCCUGAGCUUGGAGGAUGAAGAGCCUUUGUGAGGACACAGUGAAAUCAUGAAGCAGCGACAUCGUUUACAGCACUGUAUUUUUUCUUCUUGUUCCUAAGUAUUACAUUAGUUUUGUCUAAUUAUGGCUCACAUCCAAUUUUGACCUAUACUUCUGAGCGAUAGAGUGAGCUUGGUUAGCCACUGCAUACAAAAACAUUGGAAUUGCAGGGUCUGGAUACAAAACAGCAGCAGUAUAAUACAUAUAUUUGAGCUUGUAAUGUUGUAAUUUGUUGCCAUUUGCCCUCAGAACAGCUUCUGGCCUUGUUUUUUUUAUUGCCAUUAUUCAACUUGUAAUUUGUGUAUAGCAUCAUAAGAGGCCAUUCUCACAUUACCUCACAUUCUGUACUCCAUACAUUGCCAUAAUUAUGUCCACUACUGUCCAGUGAUGAUUAAGUGAGUGGAAAGAUAAAAAGAUGUUUCAGUUCAUGCAGAACUCUU
Cottoperca gobio is the source of this 1278-nucleotide messenger RNA. It is a transcript of the gene thyn1, whose product is annotated as thymocyte nuclear protein 1. The transcript has 8 exons. Gene Ontology annotation, cellular component: nucleus. Bases 173 to 832 code for a protein of 219 amino acids. NCBI's taxonomy places the organism in Eukaryota, Metazoa, Chordata, Actinopteri, Perciformes, Bovichtidae. The record is from RefSeq and is a predicted model, not a curated record.